GCACAAAACCACCAACCAUAGGAUUGAGUAAACAGUACGGGAAAAUGAAACCAUUAACAACUAUAUUUUGGUCUAGCAUGACAAGUGGACUUGAUGCAAAGCACCUAAGACUAGGAUGGAAGUCUGUUUAGGCUGUUCUUCCAUAUUCAGUUCUCUGUUAUGCUCUUUGACUUCCAUAGUUGCAAGCUUCAUGCAAAGUGCCUUAGCGCAGUAAAUUGGCAGUCGUUUAAGGUUUUUCUUCCACAUUCAGUUCCAUCUGGUAUGCUCUUCGACUUCUAUAUAUAGUUCAAAGCUUUGUGCUACAAUUAGAAAAUUUCCUUGCAAAUAUCAAAAGAAUCGUAUAAAUAUAAUCGAAAGGGCGCCUAUUUUUGGUUGAAUACUAUUGGCCAAUGGGGGCAAAACACACAUUUUGCAUCGUAUUUCAGUUUUCUGUGUGUCUAUUAUUCUACUUGUUUCAAAUGAAUCGUUGCUAUGCAAUUUAUAAUAUAACUUCAUCCCAAGUGUUAUCUGAAGAACAAACUUUGAUCUCCCCAAACCAAACUUUCGAGUUAGGAUUCUUCAGUCCUAAUAACUCUGGAAAUCGAUAUGUGGGUAUUUGGUACAAGCAAAUCUCACCACGGAUAGUUGUAUGGGUCGCCAACAGAGAGAAUCCCCUUGCAGUCACAGACUCUUCUGCAAGUCUGACAAUUGGCAGCAAUGGAAAUCUAAAUCUUGUGGAUGGAAAGAAGAAGUCUUUCUGGACAACUGAUAUUCUUGUUCCAUCAAAUUCUUCAGUUGCAAUGCUUUUAGAUAAUGGAAACUUCAUUCUCAAGAAAGACCACAUAUCAGAGGAAAUUUUGUGGCAGAGCUUUGAUCAUCCUGGUGAUACGUUAUUACCCAAAGUAAAACUAGGUUUUAAUACUAAAACUGGUGAGACAUCUGUGUUGACAUCUUGGAAAAGUGAAACUGAUCCAUCUCUUGGAAACUUCAUUGUUGGAAUUGCACCACAGACACCUCCAGAAGCCUUUAUUUGGAUUAAUGGAUCAACUCCUCACUGGAGAAGUGGGCCAUGGGAUAAGUCAAAGUUUGUUGGGAUACCCGAAAUGGGUUCAUCAUAUCUAAGUACAUUUAAACUUGAAGAAGAUAUUGAGAAGGGAACAACUAGUUACUAUUUUAAUUCAUUCAACAGCUCUAUAAACUUAAAUAUGUUCAUUUCAUCAGAAGGAGUUCUAAAGAUUGUAAACCUGAUGAAAUACAAUGAAUCAUAUGCUAGGUGGAACUCGUGGGAGGCACCAAACAGUUCAUGUGAUGCAUAUGGGGUGUGCGGACAUUUUGCAGUGUGCAAAACAUCUGAAUCUCCUAUUUGUAAUUGUUUGAAAGGGUUUAAACCAAAAUCACGUGAGGAGUGGAGUGAAGGAAACUGGACUGGAGGGUGUCUAAGGAAAACUGAAUUACUUUGUAAGAAAAACAUCAGUAGCUCAGCUUCCUCUGGAGGAAAGGAAGAUGGGUUUUGGAAGAAGAGUAUGGUGAAACUUCCUGAUUUUUAUGAAUAUGUGCAGGUUGAUUAUGCUGACGAAUGCCAUGCAUGGUGCCAGAGUAAUUGUUCAUGCCUAGCUUAUGCAUUUGUUAACAGCAUAGGGUGUUUGGUGUGGUCAAAAGACCUUAUUGACAUUCAGGAGUUUUCCUUUGAUGGGGAAGAUCUUUUUCUUCGUCUUGCAUAUUCAGAACUAGUUGGGAGAAAGCAAAUGGAGAAGGUUAUCAUUAGCCUUACAGUAAUCGGUUCAAGUUUCAUAUUAGGAGCCAUAUUUUUCUUUUGGUACAGGUGGAAAACUGACCAGAAGACAGGAAAUAUUAUGGAUACCAGAGAGCACAUUGACUUAAUAGAUAUGAGCGACAUUUCAAGGGACACACUUGAAAGUGCAGAACCGUAUGAUCCAUCUGAACAUGCUUUUUUUGACUUUGAUGACAUAUUAGUGGCAACAAAUGACUUCAGCAUGUCAAAUAAACUUGGGCAAGGAGGAUUCGGUCCUGUUUAUAAGGGGAAACUACAUGGUGGGAAGGAGAUAGCAGUUAAAAGGCUCUCUAGUAACUCAGGACAAGGUGCAAAAGAGUUCAAGAAUGAGAUGAUUUUGAUCUCAAAACUCCAGCACAGAAAUCUUGUUAGACUCAUUGGUUGCUGCAUAUACAAAGAAGAGAAGUUACUAAUUUACGAGUUCAUGCCAAAUAAGAGCUUGGAUAUGUUUCUCUUUGAUUCCAGGAGAAGAUCAGAGCUUAAUUGGUCUAAGCGCUUCAACAUUAUUCUUGGUGUUGCUAAAGGUCUUCUAUAUCUCCAUCAUGAUUCAUAUCUAAGGGUAAUACAUAGAGAUUUGAAGGCCAGCAAUAUUCUCUUGGAUGAGAACUUAAAUCCUAAAAUAUCAGAUUUUGGACUGGCACGUAUUUUUCAAGGGACGUUAGAUUUAGCUAAUACUCAUAGGGUUGUGGGAACACUUGGCUAUAUGUCUCCAGAGUAUGCAAUGGGUGGAAUAUUGUCUGAGAAAUCUGACGUGUAUAGCUUUGGAGUGUUGCUGUUAGAGAUAGUUAGCGGCAAGAAGAAUAACAACUUCCACUAUCAUGAUCAACUGCUAAGCCUAAUAGCUUAUGCAUGGCAUCUAUGGAGUGAAUGCAGGGCAUUGGAUUUAAUGGAUGAAAUAUUGGCCGACUCAUAUUCGUCACCUGAAGUAGUGAGAUGCAUAGAUGUUGGCCUUCUUUGUGCACAGGACCAUCCUAUGGAUAGACCAACAAUGCAAGAGGUAGUGUUCAUGCUAAGCAAUGAAACAGAUCGUCCCAAACCCAAGGAACCUUUGUUUUAUUUCCAAAGCGCAUUGAAAUACAACCUUAAACCACAAACUGAUGUGAAAUCCUCCAUAAAUGAAGCCACAAUGUCGAUGAUUGAAGGCCGCUAAUUAUACUUCAUUUGUUUUUGUUCUUUUUUACUUUUUGGUGAUAAUUUGUUUUUGUACUUCAGAGUUCAGAAUGCAAUUAUUUCUGAUCAUGUCCACUUGUAAUAUUUUCUUUAAUCGCUUUUGUUAUUAUUAUAUAUAUAUAAGUCCA
Molecule: messenger RNA, 3069 nt
Organism: Ziziphus jujuba (common jujube)
Lineage: Eukaryota; Viridiplantae; Streptophyta; Magnoliopsida; Rosales; Rhamnaceae
Product: G-type lectin S-receptor-like serine/threonine-protein kinase At1g61500
Exons: 7
Coding region: 390-2921 (843 amino acids)
Biological process (GO): protein phosphorylation; recognition of pollen
Molecular function (GO): ATP binding; protein serine/threonine kinase activity
Source: RefSeq, a predicted model, not a curated record